Doryrhamphus excisus (bluestripe pipefish) is the source of this 2528-nucleotide messenger RNA. The record is from RefSeq and is a predicted model, not a curated record. Lineage: Eukaryota; Metazoa; Chordata; Actinopteri; Syngnathiformes; Syngnathidae.
CACAGAUAAAGGACCGCUUGCGUCCGAGCAUCAACUGCAGCUCAACUCAACUCGUCUUUAUUUCAUUUUUAAAACGCCGUCAUCCCUUUUUCGGAUUUUAUUUAUUUGCCUUUGAACAAAGCCGAGAUCAGGAUAGGCGCUCUGGGAAAGACGCAAAGUGAUCCCACUCAGGUGUGGUGUGUUCAGGUGAAGCUGAUGGCACCAAAGACGCGCUCCUGACGUACCUCAAAACGCGCAACAUGGAUCCCAACGUUGGAUAACAACUGCUUUUCUACUCUUUCAUCCCACCACGUUGUACCUCAUAAGCGUAUUCUUAAUUACAAGCAUUUUGUGUUGGUAGAAGGAAAAAAAAAAUAAUGUUGGCUUUGGACGGGAUUCUAAGAGCAAGGCCGGACCGCAUUCAGAGUUGUGGAUCCCGAGGACUUACAUCCAAGUCGCGUCAGAACCCUUGUGCCGGAUCAAGGAUUUACUGUGUGUGUGUUUUGUUGCUGUUGCUGGUCACCCCAAGAGUGGAUUCAUCAUGGUGGUACAUUGGUGCACUGGGUGCCCGCGUGAUUUGUGACAACAUCCCAGCAUUGGUGAACAAGCAGCGGCAACUCUGUCAGCGCCACCCAGACAUCAUGCAGGCCAUCGGCGAGGGCACCAAGGAGUGGAUCAGAGAGUGCCAGCACCAGUUCAGACAUCAUCGCUGGAACUGCAGCACGCUGGAACGGGAUCAUUCUGUGUUUGGGCGGGUCUUGCUGAGAAGCAGCCGUGAAGCAGCGUUCGUCUACGCCAUCUCCUCCGCCGGGGUGGUGUACGCGCUUACUCGCGCCUGCAGCCAAGGGGAGCUGAAGAUGUGUAACUGUGACCCGCACAAGCGAGGACGACACAAGGAUGAGCGAGGAGAAUUUGACUGGGGAGGAUGUAGUGACAAUAUCAACUACGGGAUCAGGUUCGCCAAAGCCUUCAUAGACGCCAAAGAGAGGACGGUACGAGAUGCACGGGCGCUCAUGAACCUGCACAAUAACCGCUGCGGCAGAACGGCAGUCAAGCGUUUCAUGAAGCUGGAGUGCAAAUGUCACGGUGUGAGCGGUUCAUGCACACUACGGACAUGCUGGAUGGCCAUGUCGGACUUCAGGAAGACCGGCGACUACCUGAGGAGGAAAUACAAUGGAGCCAUUGAGGUGACAAUGAACCAAGACGGCACAGGCUUCACCGUCGCGAAUAAAGCCUUCCGCAAAGCCACCAAAAACGACCUGGUCUACUUUGAGAACUCGCCGGAUUACUGUCUUCAGGACAAGUCGGCAGGUUCCUUUGGCACUGCCGGGCGGGUCUGCAACAAGACAUCACGCAGCACAGAUGGAUGCGAGGUCAUGUGCUGUGGGCGGGGCUACGACACCACCAGAGUCAAACAAGUCAACAAGUGCGAGUGCAAAUUCAAAUGGUGCUGCGCCGUGGAGUGCAAGGACUGUGAGGAGGAUGUGGAUAUACACACGUGCAAGGCUCCCAAACGAGCUGAAUGGUUGGACAAGACCUGAGAUCACGCCCCCUUCCCGAGACGGAACCCCAACCCUUCCCCCUUUGCAGGCCAUCCUGUGGAAAAAUGGCAUUCUGGGAAAGUGUGUCUGAAAGCACUCUGCAUCUUUGCCAUCCCUUGCCCCCGUCUGGGUUCAUCCUUGCAUGGCUUAUGUACCUGUUUGUGUCAAAGUGUUAGAAUCCCGUGUCCGCCAGUAUUGGUAAAUGCCCAUUAGUAGUGUGAACUACUGGGACCAGAGGAUGAACAGUGGAAGAGUUGAAUCUUGAGGCUGAGAUGGAUCGGAUUCAAUGUUUCAAGUCAUUUGGAAUUUUUUUUUUUGUAGCGUGUCGUUCUGGGUUCGAAAUGGUUUGCUGAUUUCAUAAUACUUUAAAGACUUUAAAUGAGCCCUCAAACCAGUAUUAUAACAACAUCCUGCAGUAUACUCACAUACAAUAGGUUCCUUUGUUUUUAUGGGAGGGGAAGGACAUUUUUACACAGAAAGAAAUGUUGGUUGUAGACUUGCUGCACUUUGACCAGCGGACACCGAAACAUAAAGAUGUCAAAACCAAAUCCUUGAAGAUGAAGGAAAACAUGGAGAUGGACGCUAGUUGACGUAUAAACGGACAGAUAAGUCAUUGGAACUUUGGGUUGCGACUGUAACAAAAAUUGGAAAGCUUUUUAAAUGAUUUAUUUAAAUAUUAUGAUUUGUCGACAAGAGGAGCGUGCUCUUGUUCCAGUGGCAUUGCAGAGAAGAAGAAGCGAGAAGAUACACACAGUAACCAAAAGUCAGAUUUCACUUAUUUGUUCUUGAGCUUGCUUGUAUAACAUUGUGUACUAUAUUGCCUUAUCCAAACAGAUGUUCAUAUGAAAUAUAUGGUUAGAAUGACAUCGGAAUCUUGUGUUUUUCAUUUGUACAAACAAAUGUAACAUCUAAGAAAGAUGCAGAGACUUUGCAGACCUGUGGUUUUCAGAGUGCGAAGCGAGAAAAGACAGCAGGGGAUGUGGUGGGGGGAGCUUGAAAAAAAAAUAA